This is a messenger RNA of Crotalus tigris (Tiger rattlesnake), 4151 nucleotides long. Its product is annotated as cytochrome P450 2J2-like. Gene Ontology annotation, molecular function: heme binding; oxidoreductase activity, acting on paired donors, with incorporation or reduction of molecular oxygen, reduced flavin or flavoprotein as one donor, and incorporation of one atom of oxygen; iron ion binding. Gene Ontology annotation, biological process: arachidonate metabolic process; xenobiotic metabolic process. The transcript has 9 exons. Gene Ontology annotation, cellular component: intracellular membrane-bounded organelle; cytoplasm. Lineage: Eukaryota; Metazoa; Chordata; Lepidosauria; Squamata; Viperidae. The record is from RefSeq and is a predicted model, not a curated record. Bases 2634 to 3911 code for a protein of 425 amino acids.
CUGCUGAACACAGUCAGCUAAAGUGGCCUGCAGUACUGCACUCUAACUGCUGCGCCACCUCGGCUCUCAGUUGUAGAACUGGUCAUCCUAAAACCUGUCCCAACAUUCCUUGAACUUUUAUUUUAUGGGGUCCUAUUUUAGCAACCUGACUGUUCACAACAGAUCUCCCUGCUCCAGUAUCCACCAAAAACGUUGUCUGUCGACCCCCUAUGUUUAAAGUAACCAAUGGCUCAGGGGGCAUCUCCUCUAAGCCAGGUCCCCAUCAAUCCGUCCAACCAGUCCCUGCCAAUCCAAUCCCCUCAAUUUCCCUUUCUCUACUCCAGUCUCUUGUAUACCCUCAAGUCCUUCUCUGUCCUCUGCCUACUCCUCCUCUCCAACCUCUUCCUCUCAUCUGCUGCCUAGGACAUUCCCUUUGCCAAUGGCCUUCCUCUCUACAAUUAGCACACUGAUUAGGUCCCAGCACAGUCCCUCCUUGCAACGCCACAGCCAAUAACGCUAUCUUUUUAUGCAUUCUGGCCUCUUGCUCCUUCUUUUCAACCUUAUCCCUGUUAACAAACACUUUCCUGGCUACUUCCAACAGCUCUGUAGUAUUCUUCCCUAAUGCUCCCUCCAACCUCUGCAACUUCUUUCUUAUGUCAUCAUAGCUCUGUGCUAUGAACCUCUCAUUCAACAUCCUCUCGUUAUCAGCACUCCUUGGAUCAACCUGAGUAUAGAGCUCAUAAACCUCAAUCAAUCUUUGCAGGAAACUCUCCGGACUUUCAUCUGCUUCCUGCAUUAUAAAAGACGUCUUUGACAUAUUCACCGGAGGCUUUCCAGCCUUGCAAAGAGCCUCUACUACUAAAUUCUGAUAUUCCUUCAGCAAUCUCAUCUGUGGUGGAUCCUGUGCAUUCCAUUCUGAAUCCUUCUUUGAUGCCCUUGUAUCCAACUCUGGCUGUAUAUCCUGUACAGCUGGCAAUCUAUCUCUCAAGCACUGCCUUACAGCAGCCUUCCACUUUUCCCUUUCCUCGGGAGUCAACAAAGUAUCUAACAAUUGCUGUAUAUCCUGCCAUGUCAGAUUAUGAGUUUGCAUAAUAGUCUGAAAUAAACUUGCCAUCUUGGCGGGUUUGGAAGACAAUGGACCAUAAUGUUGUUUCCAAUUUAACAAAUCUGUUGUAGUGAAGGGAACAUACUGAAACAUGGACUGAAUAUGUACUGCUCCCUGCUGGCCUGGCAUUGCCUGAUCCACCUGCCUCAGGGGACCUAUAAUUCCGGUCUGGCAGCCCCAGCUCUUGCAGCUGCCGAUCUUGUCACUACUCCAGUAGCCUCAACUAUUCCAGCUUCAUUCUCCACUUCAUCCUCCCCACUAAGUUCCCCCCUAACAUCCACAGGGAGAGCUGUCUCCUCUGGCUCCCUUUCUUCCUUGGGGACCGAUGGCUUCCCCCUCUGUCUCUGUCGAACAACUGGUUGCACAUUACCAGAUACAGCAGGAGCAGCCAGCAGCCCUUCCCCAGGCACAGCAGCUGCUGCAGCCGCCACUGGGGGCAUGGGGGAAAGGCGCGGAACAUAUGGAGGGGGGUCUAAGGAUCAGUUCCUCUACUUCCACCUUUAUCUCUUUCCUUGCAUCUGACACCUUAGUCUCUGAGACCUUCACAUCCUUGAAUCUCUUAGACUCAACCUGUAGCUUCUUCCCUUUUGAUCUAGCCACACACAAACAAACCAUUUCAGCCUGACAUUGCAAUAACUCAUCUGCUUGCUCUGCUACUGCACCCCCCCCCACUGAUCUAUAUAUUGAAAUUGUUUAGGGUAAUUUUCCUCAUUGGCUGCUAUCAGGGAAGUGAGAUCAUCAAUGAUUUGAUUCUUAAAAGUUCCCUCAGGAGGCCACCCCAUAUCCAUGUGAGGCCAUUGGUGCUCACAUAAAAACUGCAGCCUAUCCCUAGUUACCUUAGGGUAGGGAACCUUAUACUGGGUAUGAUUAAAGUACUUAUCAAAUCCUUUUAACAUGCAUUCCAGCGGUGUGCUGGGAACAUUGCUAUGCCCCCCCCCAUCCUAACACACUGCCAAUGACCUACAGCGCCGGACGUUCCAAUGGUCACUACUAGGAAAUCCAGUGGCUUAACCACCCACACAGCUUAACACGGACUUCUUUAGGACCACUGUCCCAAGUCCAGGGGGUUUGAUCAGGCCCCCUCUUCUAUCUUCGAGUGAGAUAGGUACAAUUAGUUUAAACACAUACUCGCCUGCAGUGUUGUUACAUUCGUCCUGGCCAGGAGCUGGUUCAGACCUCCUUUCCUUUCCCCAAGUGUUCUUGGACUGCCUCUCAGCACUGUCGGCUCUGCUGACAAGCCACAGCUGUCUCCUGGAGGAAAACACCCCCGUGGCACCUGGAGAAUUGUUCAGAGAUGGCUUCCCAGCAGGUCCGAAGGGUCAAGCCGCCCUCAGUGAAACAUCGCCUCACUCAAGUUUCCCGGCCAAUGCACCAGAAACUGUUGUAGAAAUGAGAGACUUGAGUCAGCUCUUUUGGGAAAGGAAAUGGUUUAUUGUGCAGGUUCAGAGAGCUAAUCACAGCAAAAAGGGUCUGAACCCCAAACAGGGGCAUGGGUGAUCAUACUUAUACCCCUUAAUACCAUGUAAAACGAUAUGGAAAUGUACACUCCAUGUGGCUUGGACCUUACCUUAUAGUUGUCCUGUCUGGAUUCAAAACUGUGAAAGAAGGAAUGACAAGCUUCCAAGAAGAGUUCGCUGAUCGACCAAAUGAUCCUUUCUUUGAUAUUUUAGGGAAAGAAAAGGGAAUCCUUCUUUCUAAUGGCCACACCUGGAAGCAGCAGCGACACAUCGCCAUCACCUCUCUGAGGAAGCUGGGCCUGGGAAAGAAAAGCAUUGAGCAUCAAAUAGAAGACACAGCUCAGACAUUGGUGGAGUUCUUUAGACAAAAAAAAGGACAGCCAUUUGACCCAUCACUUCUGGUACUAAAUGCAGUUUGUAAUGUCAUAUGUGCUUUGAGCUGUGGACAUCAAUUUGCUCCUGAAGAAGAAAACUUCCAGAAACUAACUCAAGCCCUUAAUAUUUUUUUUAAUUUCACUGGUGGCAUUUAUCAUGUGAUAUAUCAUUUGCUCCCAUGGUUAAUGAACUACCUCCCAGGCCCUCACAAGAAGGCCCUGGCUUCUGUGGAUUUGAUCCUUACCUUUGCAAAGCAGGAACUAGAGAAACACAAGGAAUCUCACUGUCUGCACAAGCCACAGGAUUUCAUUGAUUACUAUCUUCUUCGGAUGGAAAAGAGCAGGAAUGACCCCAAGUCUACCUACAAUGAAGAGAAUCUGGCUCGGUGUAUGUUUGAUUUUUUUGCUGCUGGGACAGAGACAAGCUUUGCUACUCUGCAGUGGGCACUGCUCCUCUUGACCAAUCAUCCCGACAUCCAAGAGAAAGUCCAGAAGGAGAUUGAAGAUGUGUUUGGCUUAUCGGGGUCAAUUUCCUAUCAGGAUCGGAAGAAGCUGCCCUACACCAAUGCUGUGAUUCAUGAAAUGCAGCGCGUAAAAUAUGUCUUACUAAUGGGGGUUCCCAGGCAAAGCACAAAGGAUGUGAACAUGAGGGGUUAUCACAUCCCAAAGGGGAGCCUUAUUAUAUCAGACCUGUGCUCUGUUCUUCUUGAUCCUGAACAAUGGGAGACACCUGAAGAAUUCAACCCAAAUCACUUUUUAGAUAAGGAUGGGAAGUUCAUUGAACGGGAAGAGUUUCUGCCCUUCGGAAUAGGUCAGCGUGCAUGUGUGGGAGAGCAGCUGGCAAGAGUUGAGAUCUUCAUCUUUCUGACCAGCCUGUUGAGGGCCUUCAGCUUCCGGUUGCCUGAAGGAGUGAAAGAACUCAAUGAAGCCCCUGUUGUAAACGCGACAAUACAUCCACACCCUUACAAACUGUGUGCUAUUCCCACACAUUCUUAAACUUAAACACCAUAAAAAAUGUAACACUAAUUAUAGAAUAGCUUUUCAGUAUGUUACUGUUUCCUAUAUACCAAUUCACUUAUGUUUUGCUUCCAUUGAUUCCACAUGUAAAUGUCUUCAACCCAUUGGUGGGUCAACUGGGUCAACAAAAGACCAGAAAGCUAUGUAUGAACAGUAUGCAAAGGAAGCUUGUUACUCUUUACCUUUUUGGUGCCAAUAAAACAUAUUACUGUCAAUUUA